CCACUAGUUUGUUAUUUCAUCGCAAGCGAAGCCAUCCAAAAUGUUCGCCGCCAAGAUUCUUAUUUUGUGCAGUGCCUGCCUGUUGGCCAGUGCCACUCCUCAAGGAUUUGGACCACCUGGAGCUCCAAUACCCCUUCAGGGCGAGGAGCUGGUCGAAGCCCAGAGGACCCUGCAGGCUUCCCUUAACAGCCUGGCCGCCGGCGAAGGACCCUACUAUCGCAUCUCGAGGAUCCUGUCCGCAUCCGUUCAGGUGGUCGCUGGCACCAAUAACGCCUACGAGGUGGAACUGAUCGGCAACGACAAUAUUGUCAAGGUGUGCAAUGUGGACAUUUGGUCACGAUCCUGGCUGCCAAACGGCAUCCGAGUGACCUUCAGGUGCCCCAACGAACAAGAGUUGGUUAGGGUACACAAUGCUUAGAAAUAGAUAUUGUAAAUGGAUCAAAUACAUUUUGAUUUUGUCAAAGAAAUGCCUAUGUA
Drosophila biarmipes is the source of this 477-nucleotide messenger RNA. RefSeq names its product sarcocystatin-A. Gene Ontology annotation, molecular function: cysteine-type endopeptidase inhibitor activity. The transcript is spliced from 2 exons. Lineage: Eukaryota; Metazoa; Arthropoda; Insecta; Diptera; Drosophilidae. Bases 41 to 418 code for a protein of 125 amino acids. The record is from RefSeq and is a predicted model, not a curated record.